Molecule: messenger RNA, 1884 nt
Organism: Acanthocheilonema viteae
Lineage: Eukaryota; Metazoa; Nematoda; Chromadorea; Rhabditida; Onchocercidae
Source: the annotation of a GenBank genome assembly
AUGGAAAUAACUUUACGUUAUCGAAGAUGUUACCGAUCGAUGAGUUUUUUGCUCGCUUCUACAACGGCUAUAUUUUUUGCUUCCACCGUGACUUUGGCAAUACUUCUGAAGAUGAAAUACAAUGAAGAGCCGUCAAUAACAAACAAAAUAAUUGAAUGCAACAAUUCGAUAACGCCAUCGAUAAAUAGCGAACGUCCGUUAAAAUGGCCAGGACCAAGCGGAACUUUACACGCACGUUAUAAACGAGCUGCUAUUGCAACUGAUAGUGGCAUAUGUAGUGGAAUUGGAAGAGAUAUACUUAUGCUUGGUGGUAAUGCGAUAGAUGCAACCGUAGCAGCAUUGGUAUGCAUUGGUGUUGUGAAUCCGCAAAGUUCUGGUUUAGGUGGUGGAUUUCUGAUGACCAUAUAUAACGGUUCUUCAAAUCAAUGUAUUGUUGUUAAUGCACGUGAAACUGCUCCAGCAAAAGCAAAUGAAACAAUGUUCAAUGAUUCACCAGAAGAUUCUCUAGAAGGAUACCGCGCUAUUGCAACACCGUCUGAAUUACACGGAUUAUGGACGGUAUUUUCAACUUUCGGAAGUGGUAAAAUAUCUUGGUAUAGACUAUUUCAGCCAUCCAUUGAAUUAGCAUUGAAAGGAUUUCCAAUCUCGGCGGCUUUAGCAAAUGAACUUGCUAAAAAGGAAAAGGCCAUAAUGACUGAACCAUCACUGAAGAAAGUAUUUGUGAAUCCAAAAACUGAAAAAGUAUACGAAGAAGGUGAUAUCAUUACGAGAGAUCAUUUGGGUGCUACAUUAAAAGAAAUUGCAAAUAGUUCUGAUCCCCUGCAGCUAUUUUAUCGCGGUGGUAUUGCACAAACAAUUGCUGCUGAAAUUGAAGAACACGGGGGUUAUAUAUCUACGGAUGAUUUGAAUAAUUAUAAAACAAAAUUAAAUGAAAUUCCAAUUAUUAUCGAACAAUUUCUCGAUGAUUAUGCCAUGUGUGGACCACCACCGCCAAGUUCAGCUGCUAUUACUCAAAGUCUCAUAUUAACUAUAGCUGAAUUUUAUGAUGGCAAAAGCGAAUUUAAUAGAGAUGAUUCAUUAUUUUAUCAUCGCUUAAUUGAAGCAGAAAAAUUUGCCUAUGCCCAAAGGACAAAACUUGGUGAUGCAGAAUUUGUACCAGAAGCUCAGCAGAUUGCAGAAAAUAUAAUUGGAAGUUCUUAUCUGAAACAUAUCAAAUCUCUUAUCAAAAAUACAUCUCAAUCAUUGGAUAAGUAUGAAGUUGAUUUGUUCCAACAACCUGAUGAUCACGGCACAUCACAUAUAUCGGCGAUCGAUCAGAAUAAUAAUAUUGCGGUAUCAUGCACGAGCACCAUCAAUCGCAUAAUGGGUUCAUUGCGCAUUUCACCAACGCUUGGAAUUGUUUGGAACAAUGAAAUGGAUGAUUUCUCGAUUCCCGGAAAAUCGAAUUCCUUUGGAUAUUUACCAUCACCAGCAAAUUAUAUCCGACCGGGAAAAAGACCAUUAAGCAGCAUGUCACCUAUGAUCAUUUACAAUAAAAAUACAGGAUCGGUAAAAAUAAAAAUGGUUGUUGGUGCAUCCGGCGGUUCAUAUAUCAUUUCAGCAGUAGCACAAACUGUUAUACGAAAUCUUAUUUUUAACGAGACAAUUAAGGAAGCUGUUGAUUCGCCACGUUUCCACAAUCAAUUCAUUCCUCCAACAACUUUGUACGAAUCUUCCAUACCUCAGGAAAUUAUAAUGAAUUUGGCCAGUGAACGAAAUCAAAAUAUGACAGUAACUUCAAAAUUAAAAAGCGUCGUGCAAGCUCUUGUAAUAAAUGCGGAUGGUUAUAUUUAUGGAAAUAGUGAUUUUCGACGGGAAACGGGAAGUUUUCCAGCCGGAUUUUAA